This is a messenger RNA of Brassica napus (rape), 1994 nucleotides long. RefSeq names its product glycosyl hydrolase 5 family protein-like. Gene Ontology annotation, molecular function: hydrolase activity, hydrolyzing O-glycosyl compounds. The transcript is spliced from 3 exons. The record is from RefSeq and is a predicted model, not a curated record. Bases 289 to 1527 code for a protein of 412 amino acids. NCBI's taxonomy places the organism in Eukaryota, Viridiplantae, Streptophyta, Magnoliopsida, Brassicales, Brassicaceae.
GUAUCCAGUAAAUAGUUUUUGUUGGGGAUAUAAUCAAAUUCACAAAUGAUAAAUUAAUUACUUAUUUAGUUAUAUAUUUCUAAAAACAUUUUAGCAAAAAUAUAUUUCUAAAAACAGUAGAAUAAUUCUGGUGUAGCAAGAAAAGUCAUCUAAAUAAACAUAAUGGAAAGAUCACAUGCAAUGAAAAUAUUAAAACCCACGUGAUUCUAUAAACACCAAUCUUAACGAAAUCGUGAUCUAUAAUAGAAAAAAUGUCAAUAAUGAUAUCGACCCUUUUUAUUAUUGCAGAUGGUGGUUACAAAAUUAGGAAACCACAAUGUGAUGGUUAUAUUAGACAACCACCUAACCAAAUCAGGGUGGUGCUGUGCCAACAACGACGGUAAUGGUUUCUUCGGUGACAACUUCUUCGAUCCCACCGUAUGGACCGCAGCUUUGAGUAAAAUGGCAGCAACUUUCAACGGCGUCUCUAAUGUCGUUGGCAUGAGUCUAAGGAAUGAACUUAGAGGACCUAAACAAAACGUUAACGAUUGGUUCAAGUACAUGCAACAAGGAGCGGAAGCAGUUCAUUCAGCAAACAAGAACGUACUUGUAAUCAUGUCCGGUCUCAGUUUCGACACUGGCCUCUCUUUCAUUAUGCCGCGACCCGUCCAUCUAUCUUUCACCGGAAAACUCGUCUUCGAGCUCCACUGGUAUUCUUUCUCUGACGGAAACUCAUGGUCGACCAAUAACUCCAACGAUAACUGCGGUCAGGUUCUAAACCGGAUAAGAAACAAUGGCGGUUUUCUCCUUAACCAAGGCUUUCCCUUGUUCCUCAGAGAGUUUGGUAUAGAUGAAAGAGGAGGAAACGUUAAUAAUGAUCGCUAUUUUGGAUGUCUAACCGGUUGGGCGGCCGAAAAUGAUGUCGACUGGUCACUAUGGGCCCUAACCGGAACUUAUUACUUAAGACAAGGCGUGGUCGGGUUGAAUGAGUAUUAUGGUGUGCUGGAUUCGGAUUGGAUUAGUGUUCGAAACUCGAGUUUCUUGCAAAAGAUCUCUCUUCUUCAAUCUACACUUCAAGGACCGGGCCCUCGAACGGAUGCUUACAAUCUGGUUUUCCAUCCGUUAACCGGACUUUGCCUGGUAUGUUCUCUUAAGGACACGACAAUGCUCACUCUUGGUCCGUGCAAUAGUUCCGAACCGUGGAGCUACACUAAGAAAACAUUACGAAUCGAGGACCAGCCUUUGUGUUUACAGAGUAACGGACCAGAAAAUAGGGUUACGAUGUCUAGGACGGAUUGUUCCAUAUGGCAGACUAUCUCGGCCUCUAGGAUGCACUUGGCUUCGACAACAAGUAACAAUAAUCCUCUUUGCCUUGACGUGGACGCAACCAACAAUAUCCUGGCUAAUCCUUGCAAGUGUCUGAGUAUGGACAGUUCGUGUCAGCCAAUGAGCCAGUGGUUCAAGAUCAUUAACGCUACCAGGCCAUUGAAGAGCUCGAAACUGUACAAACAGUUGGAGAAUCUGUCUCCCAAAUCGGAUAUGUUGUAAAGCUCUUUGACUUGCUAAAAAAACUAUUAAAAAUAAGAUAAAAAAAUGUCUUCUCGUUUAAGAUAAGAAAAUAAUAAAAAAGAUUAGGAUUUCUUGUGCAAAUCCUUAUCUUAAUAUAUUACAGAACUAAAGAUUAGCUAGUACAAGUCUUUACAACAAAAAAAAGAUUAGCUAGUAAAAAUAUUUUUACCCCUCGAUAUCUUCCUAUCAUUUCAGUGAAACACAUUUGAGUUAGCUACCUUCUCACGCAAAAAAACAGAAAACUGACGGUCCCAACAACGCUGGAGAAACAUCGGACAGACAAAACAGACUAGGUGGAUCAAGAAUAUACAACCUUGUGUAUGUUUGUUCCGCUCUGACUUCUUCGAAUUAUGGAAAAUGGUUCUGAACUUGAAUCAUGUAUAGCUGAUGUUAAAACUUUUUAAAAAUAUGUUAAAACUUUUUAUAUAUAUUUUGCUAAAUUUGAA